CCUAUUUAAAUUACCUGCUUUUUCUUUUAUAUGUUUAGUGACGAACAAGAAACCAGCUCAAGCAUCUAUUACAAAGGUGAAGCAAUUUGAAGGCUCUACAUCUUUUGUCAGGAGAACACAGUGGAUGCUCGAGCAGCUCCGCCAGGUCAAUGGUAUAGACCCUAAUCGGGAUUCCCCAGAAUUUGAUCUACUAUUUGAAAAUGCUUUUGACCAAUGGGUAGCAAGCACAGCUUCAGAAAAGUGCACAUUCUUUCAGGUUCUACAUCACACUUGUCAGCGAUACCUUACAGACAAGAAGCCAGAAUUUAUCAACUGCCAAUCUAAAAUUAUGGGAGGUAAGUCAAUUGAAGCUGGAGUACUUGGUGCAGUUGGACACGAGAUGAUUUGCACAGGUUAUUCUGUGUUGAAAUGA
Nestor notabilis (Kea) is the source of this 412-nucleotide messenger RNA. It is a transcript of the gene STXBP6, whose product is annotated as syntaxin binding protein 6 (amisyn). The annotation marks the transcript as partial. NCBI's taxonomy places the organism in Eukaryota, Metazoa, Chordata, Aves, Psittaciformes, Psittacidae. The transcript is spliced from 2 exons. The record is from RefSeq and is a predicted model, not a curated record.